Messenger RNA from Aspergillus mulundensis, 1080 nucleotides. RefSeq lists its product as uncharacterized. Lineage: Eukaryota; Fungi; Ascomycota; Eurotiomycetes; Eurotiales; Aspergillaceae. The coding region runs from base 1 to 1080 and encodes 359 amino acids. The record is from RefSeq and is a predicted model, not a curated record. The transcript has 2 exons.
AUGGAGAGACUACCGCUAGAGGUCUUUACUAACAUCAUUGAACAAGCCGCUGAUGGCAACCCCCACCGCGAUACCCUCAAUGCCCGUCUUGUGGACCGUGAAUGGGACAGAGUCGCCACCAAGGCCUUGAUUACCAGCCAGCGUCUAGAAAUCCACGGGCUUCAAAUCUGGGAUCGUGUGAGCUGGGAACAUAAUCGAUUUGUGAACCUCCCUCAAGAGUGGAAGAUCCGCUACCUGGAGUCCAAAGUCAAGAGCUUCAAGAACAAGCCUUGCAACCUUUCCCGCUGGAUCACUGAAAUGCAGGACAUCGCAGCUGCCAACGGACAGGAUGAAACGGAGGUUUUCCAGCAACUGAUCGAGGCAACCACGAACACCAAAGCAGCGCCCCGCCUGCUCCUCUUCGACGAAAACACCCCCGAAACCCGCCUGGCUCCCGGCCAAACCGAGACGGAUUUCAAAGCACAGAUCGAGUACAUCAAAACCCGGGGCCUCAGCCGCAAUGACUUCCACGUCUGGAACCUCUGGCCGCGGCCCUUCGAGCCCCUCGCCACCACCCUAACCAUCCUCCAGGGCUACCACGCCAUCCACCACGGCGACGCCACAAAGCUCGCCUCCCUCCUCGCGGCCGGGCACGACGUAACAAAACGCAGCUUCCGCUUCCGCAUCUGGGCUUUGCCGGGUGAGACCGGGACCGUUGCAAACACGGACGUCGCUGCGGUGCUCGUGAAGCACGGCGCCCCCCUUAUCUUCACGGGCACCACCUACACCGUGAACAAGGAGUAUCUAGGCCGCUACACGCGAACCAGGAACACAAGAGGCUGCAGGGGCGCAAUCAAGCGGCUGAGAAAAAGCUUCCGCGGCCUCCUAUGGCGCGUCUUGGGAUACGCUAUUCGAGAAGACCAAGGUCGCCCUCUUGAGCUCAGGAAAGCGCGGUUCAUUAACGCCUUGAAAGCGGAGUUGGAGGUCGAACGCCUUUAUAUGUGCCGUGACUUGCACCCUGAUACUGUGGAAAUAGCGCAUGAAUAUGGGACUCUGGACCAUUGGCUUGAAGGGUGGGGGGAAAUUCCUUCUUGGUUUUAG